This is a messenger RNA of Homarus americanus (American lobster), 771 nucleotides long. RefSeq names its product cuticle protein 19.8-like. Bases 23 to 688 code for a protein of 221 amino acids. The transcript is spliced from 2 exons. The record is from RefSeq and is a predicted model, not a curated record. NCBI's taxonomy places the organism in Eukaryota, Metazoa, Arthropoda, Malacostraca, Decapoda, Nephropidae.
AACACCAGACAACAGCACAAGCAUGAUGAGAGCUCUGAUGUUAACUGUGUUAGUGGGGUGCUGCGCCGCCAGCCCGCUGAAGCAACAGUCGUGGCCAACAGCUUACAUCUUGACCGAGUCUGUCAGCCCGUCAGUAGUGAGGUUGCCCUUGACUGACCUGCAGCUGUCCUUACCUCAGUUGACCUCUGUUUCCUAUCACCCCGUUCCUGCCGCAGUUCCCGUUCCUGUUGUGCAGGCCGCAGUUCCCGUUCCUAUUGUGCAGGCCGCAGUUCCCGUUCCUGUUGUGAAGGCUGCAGUUCCCGUUGUGGUAGCAGCAGCACCUGAGCCUAUGCUGGCCCCACAGCCGCCCAUGCCAUCAGUGGGCGUGCCCUUUGUGGGGGGUCAGUUCCACGCCCAGGGUGAGGCCGGGCAGUACACCUUCGGGCACUGGGGCGGCCCCAACACCCGGGUGGAGACGAGGGACGCCCUGGGCCGCACGUCAGGCAGCUUCGCUUACGUCAACCCUGACGGUGCCGUCCACAUCAGGAAGUAUGCGGCAGCUCCUGGCACCGGCUUCCGUGUGGCGGCUUCUGACCUGCCUCUAGACACCAAUGUGGCCCCUGAGGACACCCCCGAAGUGGCCGAGAUCAAGGCCGCCCACGCUAACGCCCACGUUAACGCCAAAGCCAUGUCCAAACCCUCGGCCUAACUGACCCACACCGUCUUGUAUAUAACUGAACAUUAUAUUUUACUUUUAAGUUUAUCAACACCAAAUAUAUCACUACAUUAUGA